Molecule: messenger RNA, 727 nt
Organism: Solanum tuberosum (potato)
Lineage: Eukaryota; Viridiplantae; Streptophyta; Magnoliopsida; Solanales; Solanaceae
Product: eukaryotic translation initiation factor 1A-like
Biological process (GO): translational initiation
Molecular function (GO): translation initiation factor activity; RNA binding
Source: RefSeq, marked provisional
AAAUUGAAACUGUCUUGAGUCAUUUCUAGGGUUUCAUUCCAUCGUUCAAAUUAGGGUUAAGGUAUCCAUCAAAGCAAAACCCAAGUAAUCAUGCCGAAGAAUAAGGGAAAGGGAGGAAAGAAUAGGAAGAGAGGAAAGAACGAAGCUGAUGAUGAAAAGAGAGAGCUUGUUUUUAAGGAAGAUGGGCAGGAAUAUGCUCAAGUUCUUCGUAUGCUUGGAAAUGGACGGUGUGAAGCUAUGUGUAUUGAUGGGACUAAACGUCUUUGUCACAUACGUGGUAAGAUGCAUAAGAAAGUUUGGAUUGCCGCCGGUGAUAUCGUCCUUGUCGGACUCCGUGAUUAUCAGGAUGACAAGGCUGAUGUUAUUCUGAAGUAUAUGCCAGAUGAGGCAAGGUUGUUGAAGGCAUAUGGGGAGUUGCCAGAGAACACUAGGCUCAAUGAGGGUAUUGCUAAUUUGGAUGAAGAAGAUGAGAAUGCUGCUGAUGACUACAUUGAGUUUGAAGACGAAGACAUCGACAAAAUCUAAAACUCCUUAUCUAAACAGUGCUGUCACUGGGGGUUCCUGUUGGCCUCACAAAUAUUUCCUUAAGAGUUUGAGUUCAAUACAAAAAGAAAGAGAGAGACCUUAUAUGUACCAUUUUAAUAUGAUUGAACUUUGUUCACUAGUAUUUCUGUAUGAAGAUUUAUGCUUUGAUGAAGCAGAUGCAAUAAUAGCCACCUGUUCUCUA